AUGUCUUGGGUCACCAGCGGAGAGAAUAGCCAUGGGUAUGUACAACCAGCCCCAAAUGGCCAGACUCUAGCUGUACCGGCUGUAGCAACCCACCGAGGGGAACUCUGGUGUCUAUGGAGUGACCCUUCGAAAGAUCUCUACUAUGCUGUCGGCAACAACAAUACCUUUGGACAGCGAACACAAUUCCCAGAUCAAGGUGUUCCGGUCAUGGCCGAGCUCUUAGGAAUGCUACACGCUCUGGUAGUGCGAGACUCUGGAGACAUCGCUCAUUAUAUCUUCGAUGACGCCAACCAGGUCUGGUCAGCUACCACUCUUCUGGACACAGCAGCGGGAUUUUCAACCGGUGGUACUCCUGCUCUCGUCGCCUUUCAUAACAAGCUCUUCCUGGUGUUCAUACAGAAUACAACUUUGUAUUACUCCUUAUGGACCCUCAAUCCUCACAAUGAUACUGCUGUCUGGUCCAUGCCACAGGAGAUGGGUGGCAUCAGUCAGGUCAGGGGUAUUCCAGCUAUGUUUGUUUUGAAUGGUACUUUGCACGUAUUGUGCUCUUCGAACGACGAAAAUCGAGAGAUUCUAGGCUUUGCAUACAGUUCUCCCGAAGACGUCUGGAACUCUUGCGAUGAUGUUAGCGAGGGAAAGUCGGCAGCUGGUAUCUCAGCAACGUCGUACGGUGACAGUGCCUUUCUGGCUUUCCAAGAAAACGGGCCCGAUGAUACUUCUCAUGUGAUUUAUAUUGCUGAGUAUAAAGAUGGUAAGUGGUUACCACAGGAAGCGGUGGCAGGCCAGACCUCAGCAGAUCCUCCCCAACUGGCGAUAUUGAAUGGGCGUAUCAACUGUAUCUUCAACUCCAACACGGAGACAAAGGAUCUGAGGUGGUACUCCAGGUCGCUUUUGAACUAUUCAUUGAGCUCCUGGAUGAAGGAUAUCCCGGAUGAUACCCUGUUAUCCAAUAUGACAAUUCCCGGUACCCAUGACAGCUGCGCAGAAUCAAACAUCCCUUUUGUGCGGACGCAGUACUUGUCAAUAACCAAGCAGAUGGAAGCCGGUAUCAGAUUCCUAGAUCUGCGUUGCCGCGUCCACUCGAAUGGCCAUCUCUACAUGUACCACGGCGGUAUCCCAAUCAACCUCCCCAUGUACCUAAAACUAGACAAAGUAAUGCACGACAUCUUCACCUUCCUCUCGAAAGACGGAAAUCCCACCGACACCGUCCUAAUCUCCAUCAACAACGACGACGUAUCCGGCCAAGACCCGCCCUCUCUCUUCUACAACGCAGUAAAACAGCACAUCGAAAACACCCCUCCCUACAGCACCGGCGAGCCCCGCUGGAUCACCUCUAGGACAACCGUAACUCUCGGCGACGCUCGCGGCAAGGCCGUCCUCCUCCGCAGAUACCAUUCCGACCCCAGCCUCGCCAUCUCCGAGCGCAUCGGUAUCGAUCUCAGCGGCUGGCUAAACGACAAUCCGGAAUUCACGCUGCGCACGCCCGACGGAGUGACGUUGACGCUCCAAGAUAAAUGGCAAUACUCGGACAUUAUGCCUCUCGCUGAUCUCAUCAAGAGCAAAUUCAACUUCGUCAGUAACAUGUUGGGAAAAGCAGCCAUGGGCCCGCCUGAGCAGUGGUUCCUUAAUUUCUCCAGCGCGGUAGGGGAUCCGGUGGAGAAGGGCGAGAUUGCAGAGAGUCGCUGGAUCGCAGUCGGCGCGCACAGCGAGAUCAUAGGAAAGUUCGUCCCUGGCAUGAAUCAUAACGUGCGGCGGAACUACGCCUGGGAGUUCAAGACGAGGUAUGGUGUGAUUGCCAUGGAUUAUCCGGAGUUGCCGAAGGAUUCGGACCUGAUUGCUUGGUUGAUUGGUAUGAAUAUGUAG
Messenger RNA from Amorphotheca resinae ATCC 22711, 1863 nucleotides. RefSeq lists its product as hypothetical. Bases 1 to 1863 code for a protein of 620 amino acids. NCBI's taxonomy places the organism in Eukaryota, Fungi, Ascomycota, Leotiomycetes, Helotiales, Amorphothecaceae. Gene Ontology annotation, biological process: lipid metabolic process. Gene Ontology annotation, molecular function: protein binding; phosphoric diester hydrolase activity. The transcript has 2 exons. The record is from RefSeq and is a predicted model, not a curated record.